AUGGGGUGAGAGCAAAGGCACAUAUACUUUAGCCAUCAGUUCUAGUUCAGUCAACAAUAAAAAGCGAGGGGAAUUUCAAGCAAUAAAAACUCUCUUUUCACUUCACUCUCUCUUCCCACAAUGGUCGGAGCGUGAAAAUCGUCAGUUGUAGAGGAAAAAGGGAACACAUCUCGACUGGAAAGCCACUGAAUCCUUUUGGUCAUCCUCAGCGAGAGAUUUCUCGCUGACUUGCACCGAAAAGUGUACCGUAAAUCAUCAGAGGGAUUUCGUCUGGGGGAGAAAACAACAACAACAACUACAAAUGGCCAGUGAGCGAUUUACUGUGAUCUUGAGGUAAAACGGUGACGAGGAUUUCAGGUCUAUACAGCCAGUUCCGCACGGUUUAAGGAUAAUCAGUGUGUCAGUUUGGGCUUUCUUAUGUAAAACAGCUGUCUUUGAAGGCGGAUCUUUUGGCAGGUUAGUUCAGAACGGUGGCGGAGGAGCUCAGACACAGACAGCGCGCGAGGCAGAGAACAGCUCUUGACGGAAAAGCGGAGUGUCUGGAGACGAGCUGAAGUGAAUAUUCACACGCUUACCGAGCGGAUUCAAUUUCAGAUGACUUCGAUAAAACGACGCCGUGCCUUCAGUUUGGUCAGUUUGGACACACUUUGAAGAGGAUGAAUGUGGAAAGUAACGCGAGAGCAAGUUGAAGUGUACUUUCAUGAGGGAAACAGACCGUCAACAUUAUAUCACAGGAGAGGACCAUAAGAGCUUUAGAAGAAGGAAUUAUCAUCUGUAGAUUGGGAAUUGAACAUAAAUUGUGGAAAACCUCUCUGUAUGGUUAGAGCUUUCUAAUACUUAUCUAUCUAAAGGUUUUUUUUUUUUUUUACAUAUUACUUUUAAACUGAACUGAUUGUUUGGAAUCUGAGUUACUGACUUUGAUGGAUUCACAAAGGAAAACAAGUUUUCUUUUUUACUAAUUCAUCCUCACCUCUCUUUGGUAUACAAUAACUUUUAGUCAACCAGCUAAAAUUAUAAAGAGCUACAAUGAAGCAACUUUUCAAGUAAAAAUACGGAGCUUUUUUUUGUUUGUUUUUCUGAAAGACAAUCAUUGCUACAUGAAUUUAUAUUGAAAGACAAUGUCUGGUGCCACUUUUGGACUCAGCCUUGUGCUGCUGUGCAUGGCCGGGUUUUGUUGCGCUAUCAGUUCCAUCGACCCGGACCGGCCAGGUUCUGAAGGGAGAUGCCAGGAGAUCGCUAUUCCACUCUGUAAAGACAUUGGCUACAACUUGACAGUUAUGCCGAACUUAAUGGGACAUGAAGAUCAAAGUGAGGCGGCAAUAAAGCUGCACGAGUUUGCUCCACUGAUUGAGUUCGGUUGCCACAGUCAUCUGAAGUUUUUCUUGUGCUCGCUCUAUGCUCCCAUGUGCACGGAGCAGGUAUCCACACCCAUCCCAGCGUGCCGAGUAAUGUGUGAGCAGGCAAGGCAGAAGUGUUCUCCCAUCAUGGAGCAGUUUAACUUUCACUGGCCUGAGUCACUGGACUGUUCCAGACUGCCAAAUAAAAAUGACCCCAAUUACCUUUGUAUGGAGGCACCUAACAACGGCACCGAUGAGCCCCCAAAGGGCUCCCACACUCAGCAGCCAGACUCCCGACCCCCUCGGCCAGGUAACAGCCAAGAACUGCCGAUAAAGGAGAGGGUCGGUAAGACAACAUGCAGCAACCCCGGAAAGUUUCAUUACGUUCAGAAGAGUGAGUCCUGUGCCCCCAAGUGUUACUCAAAUGUCGACGUGUACUGGAGCCAGGGCGACAAGCACUUCUCCAUGGUGUGGAUUGCCGUCUGGUCCAUCCUGUGCUUCAUCUCCAGUGCUUUUACUGUCCUCACCUUCCUCAUCGAUCCACAGCGCUUCAAGUACCCCGAGCGGCCGAUCAUCUUCUUGUCUAUGUCUUACUGCGUUUACUCUGUGGGCUUUCUUAUAAGACUUUUUGUGGGGGUGGAAAACGUGGCCUGUGACCGUGACAGUGGCGUUCAGUACAUCAUUCAGGAAGGCUUGGAAAGCACUGGCUGCACUAUAGUCUUCCUCAUUCUUUACUACUUCGGAAUGGCCAGUUCCCUGUGGUGGGUCAUUCUAACUCUCACGUGGUUCCUUGCUGCUGGGAAAAAAUGGGGUCAUGAGGCCAUUGAAGCCAACAGCAGCUACUUCCAUCUAACGGCAUGGGCCAUACCAGCAAUUAAGACCAUCAUGAUUCUAGUUAUGAGGAAGGUAGCGGGCGACGAGCUCACAGGGGUCUGUUAUGUGGGCAGCAUGGAUGUCAAAGCCUUGACGGGUUUUGUUCUUAUUCCCCUCUCUUGCUACCUCAUUAUUGGCACUUCCUUUCUACUGUCAGGGUUUGUGGCACUCUUUCACAUCCGUAAGGUCAUGAAGACCGAAGGAGAGAAUACGGAUAAGCUGGAGAAGCUGAUGGUUAGGAUCGGCGUCUUCUCUGUGCUUUACACGGUCCCUGCCACUUGCGUCAUCGCCUGCUAUUUUUACGAGAGUCUCAACAUGGAUUAUUGGAAGAUUCUAGCAGGAGAGCAGAAGUGCACUGAGGACAGUAAGAGUGGAGAGGAGUGUGUGAUGAAGAGCUCCAUCCCAGCCGUGGAGAUCUUCACGGUUAAGAUUUUUAUGUUGCUGGUAGUGGGCAUCACCAGCGGCAUGUGGAUCUGGACCUCCAAAACGCUGCAGUCGUGGCAGAAUGUUUUUAGCCGCAAACUUAAAAAGAAGACAAGGAGGAAGGCUGCAUGUGUUUUCACAGGAAGUGGACCUUACCUCAAGCCUCAUCCUGCACUGAAAGGACAUAAAACCAAGUACGAACCGGCAGGUCCUCCUGCGACCUGUGUAUGAGCUGGGCCUCUAUACAAAAAGCCAAGAAAUUAUAAAGUAAAUGCUGGACUUAAAUGAACUGCAAAGAGACAAGCCAGCAAAUGACACAACAAUGCUCGUAUUUAUUUUAUGCAAACUUCAGAUGCAACGUCCCCAACAGGUUUUUUUAGUUCUUGGUGCUUGUAGUACAUCUGAAACUUUGCAUAAUUUGGGAACAGUUUUGUGAAACAAAGAAAAAGGGAGUGAGUCCAUGUUGCUGUCAUUUGGAUGCCUGUAUCAUGUCACGUGCAAUAGUUGUUUCCCUUAGUGACAGACAGAUAGGGACUGUAGGGCUGUGAUUAAAGACAAUGAAAGGACUCAACAAACAAUGGGUGUGAAUGGCUCGGGGAAAAGCAGCUCCUCCGUGGCGUAGUCGUGUGGCUUUUCUAUGGAAAUGAAGGCUGUGUUAUACACAACUGCACUGACAUUGAAGUGCAGCUGCUCAAAAAGGCCUCAGCAGAGAAUGAACUGCCUAUUUUUAGGCCUUUUCAUGGAACAAAGUAAAUCUUUAAGCACUAAAUAUUGCCAACACAAAGAGAGAAACUUGUUAUUUGAGUUGUUUUAUACAGUCAGUUCAUGCUCUCUGGUUUGUUUCAUUAUACCAAGCUCUUUUUAAUAUCCUAUAUACAUUUGUGUAUAUUUCUAAAGGUUCAUAUUUUAUAAGAAUAAAUAAAACAUUUUAGUUUUAAAUGUUUGCAAUGAAAAGCAAACGCUUUUAUUAUUUGUUGAGUUUGAAAAGUUUUUGUCUAUGACUUUCUUUUUUCUACAGAACACAAAAGAAGUCCAUACAAUGACAGUCAGUGGGGUUGACAACAAUACUGUACCCAGACUUUCAUUGUAUGGAGAGAGAGAAAAACACUAAGACAUUUUUCAAAAUAUCUUCUUUAUUGUUAGAAUAAAGAAAGGGUGAAUUAUUUCUUUUAAAGGGAUACUCCACCCCAAAAUGAAAA
Cyprinus carpio (common carp) is the source of this 3832-nucleotide messenger RNA. Its product is annotated as frizzled-10-B-like. Gene Ontology annotation, biological process: canonical Wnt signaling pathway; non-canonical Wnt signaling pathway. The record is from RefSeq and is a predicted model, not a curated record. Gene Ontology annotation, molecular function: Wnt-protein binding; Wnt receptor activity. Gene Ontology annotation, cellular component: plasma membrane. NCBI's taxonomy places the organism in Eukaryota, Metazoa, Chordata, Actinopteri, Cypriniformes, Cyprinidae.